UCCAAGGCGGCGGGAGUAAGAGGAAACCCCAUGGUUUGUGGCAUCUGCAUUCGCAAAUCCCCAGCAACACCAGCGGCAAAGUUUGGUACACGUGGGAGUGGCUUAUGCAAAAAAUGCUUAACUGAUGUUGAGAUUUCUUCACCUAUUCAGAAAAGGACAGCUAAACUCAUCUCAAAGUACGAGAAACAGAUUGAGGAGCUAACCAGCCAGUGCAACAUCAAGUCCGACGAGUGCUCCAUGGCGUGGUCUUUAGUAGAAUCUACCAAUCAAGAACUUGACAGGCUUAAGAUGGAGCUUCACCAAAAGCUUGUGCAAACUGAUAAUUUUGAACAAGUCCUUGACACACAAACGGACCAACUAAGAAAAGUUUCUCAGAACUACGAAAAUGACAAGAAACUAUGGGCUGCUGCCAUAUCUAACUUGGAGAGCAAAAUCAAGGCCAUGAAACAAGAGCAAGCACUGUUAUCUCUUGAAGCACACGACUGUGCGCACGCGAUUCCUGAUUUGAGUAAGAUGAUUGAAGCUGUUCGAGCCUUAGUUGCACAGUGUGACGAUCUGAAAAUGAAGUACCACGAGGAGAUGGCCAAGAGAAAGAAACUUCAUAAUAUUGUCCAGGAGACAAAAGGAAAUAUUAGAGUUUUCUGCAGAUGCCGCCCCUUGAGCAAAGUUGAGACAUCGUCAGGGUACAAAUGUGUUGUAGAUUUUGAUGGAGCUAAUGAUGGCGACAUUGGGAUUAUAAAUGGUGGAACAGCAAAAAAGACAUUCAAGUUUGACAGAGUCUACACCCCAAAGGAUGACCAAGCUGAGGUUUACGCCGAUGCAUCUCCACUAGUCACGUCAGUGCUAGAUGGAUACAAUGUAUGCAUAUUUGCAUACGAACAAACAGGAACCGGGAAGACCUUCACCAUGGAAGGGACUGAAAGGAACAGAGGGGUAAACUAUAGAACUCUGGAGGAGUUGUUCAAGAUUGCUGAGGAGAGAAAAGACACUGUCACGUACAACAUAUCUGUUAGUGUGCUUGAGGUGUACAAUGAACAAAUCAGAGACCUCCUUGCAACAUCCCCUUCAUCUAAGAAGUUGGAGAUCAAACAAGCAGGUGAAGGAUCCCAUCAUGUGCCCGGCAUAGUUGAGGCCAAAGUUGAGGACAUAAAUGAAGUUUGGGAUGUCUUACAAACUGGAAGCAAUUCGAGGGCUGUAGGGUCAAACAAUGUGAAUGAACACAGCAGUCGCUCACACUGCAUGCUUUGUAUCAUGGUUAGAGCAAAGAACCUGAUAAAUGGGGACUGUACAAGAAGUAAGCUUUGGUUAGUUGAUCUUGCUGGAAGCGAGCAGUUAGCCAAGACAGGCGCGCAAGGUGAUCGGCUCAAGGAAGCACAAAAUAUCAACAGGUCGCUUUCUGCUUUAGGGGAUGUCAUUUCUGCUCUUGCUUCCAGAAGCAGCCACAUCCCUUAUAGGAAUUCCAAGCUGACGCACUUGCUCCAAGACUCUUUAGGAGGGGAUUCGAAAGCCCUAAUGUUUGUGCAAAUUAGCCCAUCCGACAAUGACGUGUCAGAAACCUUGAGUUCGUUGAACUUUGCAAGCCGUGUCCGUGGCAUAGAACUGGGCCCAGCAAAGAAGCAGGUGGACACAGCCGAGCUUCAGAAGGUCAAACAGAUGGUGAGUGUCGGUAUUGCCUUCUGCUGAAGCUUCUUAGGUGCG
This is a messenger RNA of Triticum dicoccoides, 1698 nucleotides long. Its product is annotated as kinesin-like protein KIN-14E. The coding region runs from base 31 to 1683 and encodes 550 amino acids. Gene Ontology annotation, cellular component: microtubule cytoskeleton. The transcript has 12 exons. Lineage: Eukaryota; Viridiplantae; Streptophyta; Magnoliopsida; Poales; Poaceae. Gene Ontology annotation, molecular function: microtubule binding; microtubule motor activity; ATP binding. Gene Ontology annotation, biological process: microtubule-based movement. The record is from RefSeq and is a predicted model, not a curated record.